Molecule: messenger RNA, 2291 nt
Organism: Drosophila santomea
Lineage: Eukaryota; Metazoa; Arthropoda; Insecta; Diptera; Drosophilidae
Gene: PhKgamma
Product: phosphorylase b kinase gamma catalytic chain, skeletal muscle/heart isoform
Exons: 11
Coding region: 481-2226 (581 amino acids)
Biological process (GO): protein phosphorylation; mitotic DNA damage checkpoint signaling; glycogen biosynthetic process
Cellular component (GO): nucleus; phosphorylase kinase complex; cytoplasm
Molecular function (GO): ATP binding; calmodulin binding; phosphorylase kinase activity
Source: RefSeq, a predicted model, not a curated record
AAAAGGAACAGAAACCUGCUGCACAUAGUCGGUGCAUGCGAGCCUGUGUGUGUGUGUGUGUGCGUGCAAGCAAAACAACUGCAAGAAAUCAGCAACAGCAGUAAGAAGCAGAGAAACAGUAUCAGUGAUAAGGAGGCUAAACAACAACAACAGUAACAGCAGCAGCAGCAGCAGCAAUGAUAAUGCACCCUUUUGAAAUGCAAACAAAACAAAGCGUUGUAGUUGUGUAAUCAUUCACAACAGACACACACGCACACACACUUGUUUGGCAUUCGUCGUUAUUAAUUAAAUCAGCCGCCAACAGCUGAGCGAGAGAGCAAUAGAGAGCAACAGAGAGGGAGAGCGACAGGAGAGGAUCCCACUUUCAAUCGAAUCCGAAUCCGGGAAUCGAAAAUCGGAGCAGCGCAGUCGGCAGCGCAGUUAGCAGAGGCUUGAUUCCAACCUGCCGUUUCGGCAGCCGGCAAGAUUUCACUAGAUCUAAUGGCCAAGGACGAGGAGGAUGACCUGCUGCCCGACAAGGAUGCGGCCAAGGGCUUCUAUGCCAAAUAUGAGCCCAAGGAGAUUCUGGGCAGGGGCAUCAGUUCGACCGUGAGGCGAUGCAUCGAAAAGGAGACGGGCAAGGAGUUCGCCGCCAAGAUAAUCGACUUGGGUGCCACCACAGAGGCGGGCGAGACGAAUCCAUAUCACAUGCUGGAGGCAACCAGACAAGAAAUCUCAAUACUGCGCCAGGUUAUGGGACAUCCCUACAUAAUUGAUCUGCAGGAUGUGUUUGAGUCAGAUGCAUUUGUUUUCCUCGUGUUCGAGCUGUGCCCCAAAGGCGAGCUCUUCGACUAUCUGACCUCUGUGGUGACGCUCUCCGAGAAGAAGACGCGCACCAUUAUGCGACAGAUCUUCGAGGGCGUCGAGUACAUACACGCCAAGAACAUUGUCCAUCGGGAUCUGAAGCCCGAGAACAUUUUGCUGGACGAGAACCACAACGUAAAGAUCACGGACUUUGGCUUCGCCAGGCAGCUGCAAGAGGGCGAGAAACUUACAGAUCUGUGCGGAACGCCGGGAUAUUUGGCGCCCGAAACGCUCAAGUGCAACAUGUUCGAAGGAUCCCCCGGCUACUCGCAGGAAGUGGACAUAUGGGCCUGUGGCGUGAUUAUGUUCACGCUGCUCGUCGGUUGUCCACCUUUCUGGCACCGCAAGCAGAUGGUCAUGCUGCGGAAUAUCAUGGAGGGCAAGUACAGCUUCACCUCGCCGGAGUGGGCUGAUAUUUCAGAGGAUCCCAAGGAUCUGAUACGCAAAUGUCUAGUCGUUGAUCCUGCGCAACGUAUCACCGUCAAGGAAGUAUUAAGACAUCCAUUCUUCAACCAAAUGGUGUUAAUGGGUGACCGCCGACACACGGCCCCGCCCAUCGCGGCCGCCCACUCGAGCAGCAGGUACCUGUUCAAUAACGAGGCGUCAUCGUACCGCUUUGGGCAGCUAAACAGUUGCAGUGGCGGUGGCAGUGGCAGUGGCGCCCCCAAUUAUCUGUACUGUGCGCCACAGAGCUCCUACUCGUCGAAUCGAAUGCGCGAUGGGCCGCUGGACGAUGCAGCUGCCAGUGCAUCCGCCACCUGCCAUGCCCAUGCCAUGUCAUCCAACGCAUCCACCUCCACCUACGCCACCAAUGCCAACAGCAACGCCAACGCCGCCACAAACUUGGCAAUGGCAUCUAGCUCCUUGGCAUCCGCCUCCUCACACAAAACGCUCACGGCGACGGUCUACUAUCAGCAGCAGCCGCAACAGCAUCAGACGCAGCAGCAGCAGCAGCAGUAUCAGCAGCAGCAACAGACGACGCAACUGCCGGUGCCGAUGCCGAUGCCGGUGCAGUUGCAGUUGCAACAUCCACAAUUGCAGCCCGGUGGCGAUGGCAAGCAAUCGGUGUAUGCACCUCCUACAGUGCAGCUGCGCAAACAGAGUCGCUUCAACGCGCGCAAAAAGUUCCAAUUCGCCAUACUCGUGAUACGGGCCGUCAUCCGGAUACGGCGCCUGCGCUUCACCGCCGAGCCGCUUCACGUUGAGGAGGCCAUCCGGGAUCCGUAUCGCGUCAAGGUUCUGCGCAAGGUCAUCGAUGGCUGUGCCUUCCGUGUCUACGGACAUUGGGUUAAGAAGGGCGAGGGCCAGAACCGGGCCGCCCUCUUCGAGAAUACUCCGCGCACCGAGCUGCACGCGCUCUACAUCAACAAUCUCAGCCGAUAGGAGGCGGUCGGGCGGCGGGGCGUGGUCGCUGAGCUACAUAAGCACACACAAAAAAAACACACACA